CUGCGCUUGCUCGUACUCCUAAGGGAGCUUCGGGCUCCGUGUCGGUGACUUCUCUUUCUGUGCUUCUUGUAGGGGCUGAGCGACGGUCUGCACCUACUCGUCCUCCUAACGAUGCAUCCUGACUUGUCUCCACACUUGCACACUGAAGAAUGCAACGCCCUGAUUAACUUGCUUAAGGAAUGUCACAAAAAUCACAACAUUCUGAAGUUUUUCGGUCAUUGCAACGACCUCGAUCGGGAAAUGAGGAAGUGCUUGAAGAAUGAGUACUCAGAGAAGAGGACCAGGAGCAGGGAGCAUGGUGCCGCCAUGCGACGGAGGCUUUCUGAUCCUCCAGAGGAAGCUGGGAGAUAGGCUCACUGGGGCCUCGGCUGGGAGACCCGAAGGUGGCCAGUGGCCGAAGAAAGUCCUUUCUUUUUGGCCUCUAGGACUCUUUGUAUGAAAAGUUCUCUGAAGGACGGAACCAUGGAGAAGCAGGAGAAUGGCUUCUCAGUACCUGCUGAACUUCAGUGCCAUGCCCCGUGCCUGGGAAAGUGUCCUCUGCUGCUGACUCUUUUCCUGCAAUAAAGUCACUGGACAGCGUGGGCCUCCCUUUCUUUAACCCCCUUGGGACUGGAGCGGAAGUGGUACCUGUAGGUUCCUCUGUUUGAGAACAUGGUGCUUGAAGGUUACACGGUGAAGGCACAAACUAACAUGGGAAUUCCAGGGACAUUCCAGCAGAGUCAACUAUACUGAAGUUCCCUGUUUUAUUGUUUUAAAGAGUCAUUUUCUGAAAGGUCAGAUAUUACUAGUUAGCUUUCAUAUUAUGGAUGGAAAUUAUUUGGAAAAAAAAAAAAAAGAACCUGUAGUGACCAUGUACGUGUUCCUUACCAUUCUUUAAGUAACACAGCGCAGCUAUCACUUUACAGUCUAUUAGGCAUUAACUAAGCUAGAGCUAGUGUGGCCACAGGUGGAAGUGUGUAGGUUUUAUGCAAAUACUUUGCUUUUAAGGUUUAAGGAUAGAAGAUUCUAGAAGCAGCACUGCCUGAACCUCUGAGUGAUGACUAAUGAUGUGGAUAAGAUUGAAUCCAGCUAGGGCCCCAUCGUUUGGUUAAAUACCAUGGGUACCAGUUAACUCCUGGGCUCUAGCCUAGAAGCCCAGUGCUCUUCUUGUGUUCACAUCCCGCCCCCAUCCCCACCUCACGAAUACUACUCCCCGAGGUUUCUGAGACCUGUGACAGUUUGAAACCCAGCAGCUUCAGCUGCAGCCACAGCAGGGUGUCUUGGGCCUUCUCAGGAGCUGUAAGACAGACCAAGCUAUAAGCUUUCCGUAGUGUUUGGUGUAUAUAAUGUAUGUAUGAGACCCCAUUGGUGUUUAAUAAAUGGUUUUCCUAUUGCAGGAGAAGCUAAUCAAUUCAAUUUGCAGAGUGGCUUAACAGGAUAACAGCUGAUGAAAGGAGCAGGGCCAGAACCAGAAUUCUUGAAGUCCCUUCUGUGUCGGUCACUGUGAAUACAUUUUAUACAGUCUAUCAAAACAAGACAUUUUACUAGUAGAAUCUUGUAGCAAACCAAUAAACUGGCUUAACCACAGUCAACUACCAUUACAAAAGCCCCAUGAUUAGGGAGGUUUUAAAGAAGACACAGCGAGGAAAUUUGUGCCCCGUGUCCGUGGAGUCAUUACAGGAAGGCUAUCUGGUGAAGGCGACUUUUGACAAGGUAAACUGGGACACCAUCAUGACACCAGCAGGGCAUCAGUGUCACUGGGGGAUGGACCUAAUGGUGGAGGACGAAGGGCCAAGAAAGCUCUGAAUUCUGUUUGUCUGCAGGGACUUGCAGAGAGAGUUGCAAGAGUGAGCUGUUUCAGUUUGUGU
Messenger RNA from Mus pahari (shrew mouse), 1847 nucleotides. It is a transcript of the gene Cmc2, whose product is annotated as C-X9-C motif containing 2. The coding region runs from base 112 to 351 and encodes 79 amino acids. The record is from RefSeq and is a predicted model, not a curated record. NCBI's taxonomy places the organism in Eukaryota, Metazoa, Chordata, Mammalia, Rodentia, Muridae. The transcript is spliced from 4 exons. Gene Ontology annotation, cellular component: mitochondrion.